AUGAUCAUCUACCGGGACCUCAUCAGCCACGAUGAGCUGUUCUCCGACAUCUACAAAAUCCGGGAGAUCGCGGGCGGACUGACAGAGGCAGAAGAACUACGUGAAGCUCUGAACAGGGUUUGCAAAGACAAGGCCAUGGAAGACGAAGAUGUGUCUCAAAAAGAACGGCAGGUUGUGGACACGUUUGUUAAUGAGUUUCCUGAAAUAAAAGAGAAACUUGAGAACUGUAUAAGGGAACUUGAGGCCCUUGAGGAGAAUUCUGAGACGACGUGCAGGGUCUUUACCAUUACCAAUGUGGUGACCGAUUCUGUGAGCAUCUUCUCUGGUCUUCUGACCAUCGCUUCAUUGCUUCUGGCACCUGUGACAGCAGGGGCCAGUCUGGGGCUCAUGGCAGCUGGGGCGGGGCUGGGAGCAGCAGCCACAGCCACAAGUAUUACCUCAUCCAUUGUGGAUGCCACCAUGAGUCAGUCAACAUUAGACAGAGCUCAAGAGACUUUAUCAAAUGCUAGUCUGAAUGUUCUGCGUGCUUUGGAGCAGAUCCUCGAAGAAUACGCUGUAGACUUUUAUUUCUGCGUCAAAGAUGCAAUAACCAGUUGGAAGAACUUCAGGGCCCUCAGACUGGUCCGACGCAAUGCUAGACUGGCAGCCAAUGCCAGGCAUUUCUCAGCCAGUGGAAGCCGCUUGGCCCAGGAUAGUUUGGAAGCACAGAGAACCUUAAGAGGAUCUGUCCUAUCAAUGACUAGGAGUGCCCGCAUCAAGGGCAUGGCCAGCACAGGUUUCUUCCUUCUGCUUGAUGUGGCCAGCCUUGUGAAUGAAUCAAUGGCCUUGUAUGAGGGGACAAAGUCAGAGUCAGCUGAAGAAAUAGGCAAGAUGAUUGCGAAGGGAAAGAGGAUGCUGAGGGGUCUCACUGAAAUCUAUGAGAACUUGCAGCGUUGGACACAGUGA
This is a messenger RNA of Elephantulus edwardii (Cape elephant shrew), 945 nucleotides long. RefSeq names its product apolipoprotein L3-like. Bases 1 to 945 code for a protein of 314 amino acids. NCBI's taxonomy places the organism in Eukaryota, Metazoa, Chordata, Mammalia, Macroscelidea, Macroscelididae. The transcript has 2 exons. Gene Ontology annotation, biological process: lipid transport; lipoprotein metabolic process. Gene Ontology annotation, molecular function: lipid binding. Gene Ontology annotation, cellular component: extracellular region; membrane. The record is from RefSeq and is a predicted model, not a curated record.